This is a messenger RNA of Setaria italica (foxtail millet), 1239 nucleotides long. Its product is annotated as GDSL esterase/lipase At5g55050. The coding region runs from base 24 to 1136 and encodes 370 amino acids. NCBI's taxonomy places the organism in Eukaryota, Viridiplantae, Streptophyta, Magnoliopsida, Poales, Poaceae. Gene Ontology annotation, molecular function: hydrolase activity, acting on ester bonds. The transcript has 4 exons. The record is from RefSeq and is a predicted model, not a curated record.
UACAACAAGAAAGUGUGUGGGCGAUGGGGGGUCGUCUUCGCGUGCUCUGCCUCCUGACAUGUAUGCAGGUGCUCGUCGGCACCGUUGCCGGCGGCGGCGCGCGGCCGCCGGCGAUGUACGUGUUCGGGUCUUCAAUAGUGGACGUCGGCAACAACAACUAUCUGCCCGGUGAGGCCGUCCCCAGGGCCAACAAGCCUUUCAACGGCAUCGACUUCCCGGGCUCCAUCCCCACCGGAAGGUUCAGCAAUGGCUACAACACCGCUGACUACGUCGCAAAGAAGAUGGGAUUUGGGUUGAGCCCUCCUGCCUAUCUGUCGCUGGCACCGAGCUCCUCCUCCGGCCCUCUGGUCCUUACCGCUCUCAGCAGUGGUGUCAACUAUGCUUCCGGAGGAGCUGGGAUCCUCGAUUCCACCAACGCCGGCAACACCAUCCCGUUGUCCAAGCAGUUGCAGUACUUCGAGGCCACCAAGGCAAAGAUGGUCGCCGCCGUGGGCGCCGGCGCGGUUGACGCCGUGCUCAAGAAGUCCGUCUUCGUCGUCAACAUCGGCAACAACGACUUCUACGUCUUCGCGGCGGCCGAGCUGGCGCGGAACAGGUCAGCCGAAGACCAGCGGAGGGACGCCGCCGCGCUCAACGCCAGCCUCGUCUCCAACUACUCCGCUGCCAUCACGGAACUGUACUCCAUGGGCGCCAGGAAGUUCGCCGUCGUCAACGUGUGGCCGCUGGGGUGCGUGCCGGCGGUGCGGGUGGCCAGCCCGGCGGGCGCGUGCUCGGGCCUCCUCAACCAGCUCGCCGCCGGCUUCAACGGCGCCGUCCGGUCCCUGCUCGCCGGCCUCGCCCCGAGGCUGCCGGGCCUCGUCUACUCCCUCGCCGACUUCUACGGCUUCACGCAGGACGUCCUGGCCGACCCGGGGGCGUCGGGGUUCACCGACAUCGCCGGCGCGUGCUGCGGGAGCGGGCGGCUGGGCGGGGAGGGGGAGUGCACGACGAACUCCACGCUCUGCACCAAUCGUGACCAGCACGUGUUCUGGGACCGCGCGCACCCGUCUCAGCGGACAACUUUUCUCGCGGCCCAGGCGUUUUACAAUGGGCCGGCCAAGUAUACCACUCCUAUCAACUUCAUGCAACUGGCCUAGUCCAGUUAGUGAAAGUGAAUUUCUCUCAGAAAAAAGUUGGUGGAAGUGAAACCAUGGAGGAUUACGAUACUUGACAAUUGGCAAUACAUCUUUUUUUUGUCAA